UCAACCAGAAAAGGAACGAAAAAAAUGAAAGACAAUUCUUCCUCUAAGACUUCAGACAUUUGGAUUUUGAAGACGAACGUGAAACUGGCAGAGCUGAUGAAGAACCAGGAGCAGUGCUACUGGCAGGACACAGGUCGAUGGAUGGGUUACGAGGAGAGUUAUGACCCCCAGGCCGGAGGCUGGGGAACAUCCCAUAUUUCCUACCUCACUUUCAAGAGCCUCAUCCAGCUUCGCCGCACCAUGAACACAGGUGUGGUAAUGUUGGACCGGGAGGAGCGUAGUCUACCCAGCAUUGCUGAGAAAAUGGUGGACGAGCUGAUCAAGAAGAAAGAAAUCCGUCCAGGCGACCGGGACGGGGUGCUCCGUUCUUUACUCCAGAACCGCAGCCAAACUACAGUAGAAAGCCAACCCAUGGUCGGGGGGACGGAGAUGCAGACCUUCUCAGUCAAAGAGAGAAGAGAUACUACUGACAAUGUAGAGGCAUCAAUGGUGCUUGUAGGAGCUCUGGACUUUCUAGAGAGGCCCACAGUAGCGUUUGUGCGUCUUAAGGAGGCUGUGGUUCUGGAUUCGGCCUUGGAGGCUCCAGUGCCAGUCCGCUUCAUCUUCUUCCUGGUGGGCCCCAACAAGAGUGACAUGAACUACCACGAGACUGGUCGAGCCAUGUCGGCACUAAUGGCCGACAAAGUGUUCAACCAGGGUGCUUUCCAGGCGCAGAGUGAACGGGAGUUGAUGGAUUCUCUGGCUGACUUCAUGGACUGCAGCAUUGUGAUCCCACCCACAGAAAUCCAGGAAGGGGCUAUGCUCCAGUCCAUCAUCAGCUUUCAGAAGAAAUUACUGCAGGAGAGGCUCCGCCCCUCCGACCCGGUGCUGCGCAUAGAUGUAAAACCUCGCAAAUUUUCCACUUCCAGGCCUCUUCCUGAGGAUCCACUUGUCCGUACGGGUCGACCAUUUGGCGGGAUGAUCAAAGACGCAAAGAGACGCUACCAGCACUAUGCAAGUGACUUCACCGAUGCCCUCAAUGCUCAGGUUCUCGCAGCUGUCAUAUUCAUUUACUUCGCUGCCCUAUCCCCUGCUGUCACUUUCGGCGGACUGCUAGCUGAUAAGGUGGACAACAUGAUGGGUGUGUCUGAGCUCCUGAUCUCCACCUGUGUCCAGGGGGUAAUCUUUUGUAGUAUCGCAGCUCAGCCUGUCCUGGUCAUCGGCUUCUCAGGUCCACUGUUGGUGUUUGAGGAGGCCUUUUUUGCUUUCUGCAAGUCCCAGGACAUUGAAUAUAUUGUAGGGCGUGUGUGGGUGGGCGUGUGGCUGGUGGUCAUUGUGGUGGUUAUCGUGGCAUGUGAGGGCAGUUUCUUGGUCCGCUUCAUCUCCCGCUUCACCCAGGAGAUCUUCUCCAUCCUCAUCUCUCUCAUCUUCAUCUACGAGACCUUCUCCAAGUUAGGCAGGAUUUUCAAGGCCCACCCCUUGGUCCUGAAUUACGACCACCUUAACGACAGCGUGGAGGACCCAUGGCACUUGGUGGUAACCCAAAGUCACCUGUAUGACAACAACACAGGCAACACAACCACCACGGUUAACGUCAUGGAUCGGGCCUACCCCAACACAGCUCUCCUCUCCAUGUGUCUCAUGUUUGGUUGUUUCUUUAUUGCCUUCUUCCUGCGCCAGUUCAAGAACGGGACCUUCUUGCCUGGAAAGAUCCGCCGCUUGAUUGGGGACUUUGGUGUGCCUAUUGCUAUUUUCCUGAUGUGUCUCGUGGAUAUCAACAUAGAGGAUACCUACACUCAGAAACUAGUGGUUCCCAAGGGUCUGACAGUGUCCAACCCGGAGGUCAGAGGUUGGCUCAUCAACCCUUUCGGUGAACACAAGCCUUUCCCUGUGUGGCUGAUGUUUGCUUGCUGCCUUCCCGCCUGUCUAGUCUUCAUCCUCAUCUUCCUCGAGUCCCAGAUCACCACUCUGAUAAUAAGUAAGCCGGAGAGGAAGAUGGUCAAGGGAUCCGGUUUCCACCUGGACCUUCUCAUCCUGGUGGGGAUGGGUGGGUUUGGUGCUUUCUUUGGUGUGCCGUGGCUGAGUGCUGCCACUGUGCGUUCUGUUAGCCAUGCAAAUGCUCUCACCGUCAUGAGCAAGGGGCCCAAGCCGGAGAUCGAGAAGGUGAUGGAGCAGAGAGUCAGCGGGAUGCUGGUGGCACUGCUUGUUGGUCUGUCCAUUCUCAUGGAGCCCAUCCUGAAGAUGAUUCCCAUUACCGCUCUGUUUGGGAUCUUUCUCUACAUGGGAAUAACCUCACUCAACGGGAUCCAGCUGUGGGAUCGUAUCCUGCUCCUUCUCGUCCCCAAAAAAUACCAUCCCAACGAGCUCUACGCCACUAAGGUGUCAACGGGCAGAAUGCAUUUAUACACUGCUAUCCAGGUGGUGUGUCUGGUGGUACUAUGGAUCGUCAAGUCCAGCCCGGUCUCCCUGGCCCUUCCCUUUGUCCUCAUCCUCACCAUCCCUCUCCGAGUGGCCAUGACCGGACGCUUCUUCACAGAGCUGGAGAUGAAAUGCUUGGAUGGCGAUGAUGCCAAGGUGACAUUCGAGGAGGAGCCCGGACAGGACGUGUACAAUGAAACUCAGAUGCCUGUGUAGACAUGUGGUUCUGUGAUUCUGAUCCAAAACUCCUUUAUUUUAUUUAACUGCUGACACAAUUCAAAGUAUUUUAAUGGGAUCAAUAUAUUUUCUCUGUUACUGUUUCAAAUGACAGAUAUAUUUUUUCAUGUUUCACAUAUUAUAGAAUACAAAGAAUAUACAAUUAAAGAUUGCAUUAGAGAAAGUUGCUUAAUUUUGUUACAUUUCAGAAAGGAAGCAUAAUGACAGACAUAAAAUUGAGGUAUGAAAAAACGUAAUUGAUUAAUUGUUGUUGGGAGUGCUGUAUAUCUUUUCAGAGCAUGUGGGACUUGCUGGUUGGAUUAUAAGGCAAAGUUGUGAAGCAAGCGUGUUAGGGAAUAUGCUGUGGAGCUUAGCCUUGGAAAAGUGUAGUCUAUGUAAGGACUUCAGUUUUAUAAGACAGUGUCUGAAGUUGAUUGAGAAGGUAAUGCAAGCUAUCUUUCCAAUCUGAUAUACAGUGAACUCUCUCUAAAAUCAAGGGACUAUAUCCUAAAUGCACUUUUAUUGCUUCAACCGAUAUGGAUAAGAAAUAAGGUAACUUGGUGGAAAACGCCCUUCUUAAGGGAAAUCUGUAUUUUCUGACUCAAAAAAUAAAUGUUUGGUCAGGUUUUUAUAUGAACAUAUUGACUAAAGUCAGACAAAUACAUUUAGAAAAAAAUAUUGGGCAGAAUGAUUCUAUUUUAUUGCAACCAAACUAUGUAAAUGGGGCAUUUUACCCCACUAUCAGGGCAAAAUGCCCCUCCCUAUGGGGUAAAAUGCCCCCUGUUUUUUUUUACCCCCACUUAAAAUGUAUUCCAUAUUUAGGUGUAAAACUCAUUCUGUCAAUGUAAACUAUACCAUUGAAAAUAAUUCAAUCUUGAUAGCAGUGCUUAAGUGAGUUAACAAAACCAAUUUAACCGUGAUACUGCACAUUUCAAUAUC
Molecule: messenger RNA, 3552 nt
Organism: Esox lucius (northern pike)
Lineage: Eukaryota; Metazoa; Chordata; Actinopteri; Esociformes; Esocidae
Gene: slc4a1b
Product: solute carrier family 4 member 1b (Diego blood group)
Exons: 17
Coding region: 25-2613 (862 amino acids)
Biological process (GO): bicarbonate transport; transmembrane transport; regulation of intracellular pH
Cellular component (GO): basolateral plasma membrane; plasma membrane
Molecular function (GO): solute:inorganic anion antiporter activity; monoatomic anion transmembrane transporter activity; bicarbonate transmembrane transporter activity
Source: RefSeq, a predicted model, not a curated record